AUGGCAGCAGCAGAGCGAGUGAUGCCGCGGUGGUUGUUGUGGUUGCAUUCAGCGGUGCUCCUGACCCUCGUGCCCCCCGUUGAGUGCGCUGCCACCCGCUUAUACACGGAGCAGGACCCGCUGGUGAUCCUAACCAAGGACAGUCUUCGGGCCACGCUGACCGACUCCUCCAGCGCUUGGUUGGUCCAGUUUUACUCCUCCUGGUGCGGGCAUUGCAUCCAGUACUCGGGUACAUGGAAGGCACUGGCUCGAGAUGUGAAAGAUUGGCAGGGUGCAAUCGGUGUGGCUGUGUUUGACUGUGCUCUGGAGGACAAUUUUGACCUCUGCAGAGACUAUGGCAUCAAGUUCUACCCCACCUUCAAGUAUUUCAAAGCACACAGUGGAGCAGCUGAGCGAGGAACCAUCUACAGAGGGGGAGACCGAGAGAUCCCCUCUGUGAGGCAGCUCAUGGUGAACAUUCUGCAAAACCACACCAGAGAGGAGAGACCAGAGCAGUGCCCAGAGCUGCGCACAUACAAUUCUGUGGAGCUGCUGCCGCUGUUGGGACUCAGGUCUGACCACUACACUGCCCUGAUCAUCGAAGAGCCACAAUCAUACACUGGCCGAGAAGUGAUCCUGGACCUGCUGCAGUACUCUGGGGUGGUGGUGCGCAGGGCUGUGAGCUCAGAUCGCCCCCUGGUGGAUGUGCUUGGAAUCAAAGAGCUGCCCACGGUUCAUCUGCUGCAGCCCAACAGCUCCCACCACACAGUCCACACGGAGAAGAGACUGCGCUUCUUCUUCACAUCACUUCUCAGGUCGUUGCCCGGAGUCCAGCGGAAGAUUCACACUAACAGCAGUGUUCUCAACCCACACAAGGGGGCGCUGUCUGACCAGAGCACACAGCCGCCCUGGAGGGACUUUGACCGAUCUCUGGUUUACGCAGCUGAUCUGGAGUCAGCUCUGCACUACCUGUUCAGGGUGGAGCUGGCCUCUCACAGAUCUCUGGAGGGAGAGGAGCUGCGCACCUUCAAAGACCUGGUCACGCUGCUCGCCAAGCUGUAUCCAGGAGGGGGCGCUGUGGUUAAGCUCAUGGAGACGCUCUCUGAUUGGCUGCUGAGUCUCCCUCUUCAGAAAAUCCCAUAUCAGGCUGUUUUAGACCUGGUGGACAACAAGAUGAAGAUCUCGGGCGUGUUCUUGGGCUCACAGAUGCGCUGGGUGGGAUGUCAGGGCAGUGCUCCGGGUUUGCGUGGAUACCCGUGUGCCCUCUGGACCCUGUUCCACUUGUUGUCGGUGCGCAGACAGGCCGCGCCCUUCGCUCUGCAGCACACCGCGCUGGAGGCAGAGGCCGCGCCCGUCAUCAACGUCAUGCGGCGAUACAUCCGCACUUUCUUUGGCUGCGAAGAGUGCGGAAAGAACUUCGAGGAGGCAGCCUUGUCGGACAGCGUGGCAGAGAUCAAGAGCCCAGAGGAGGAGGUGAUGUGGCUUUGGGACCAGCACAACCAGGUCAACGACAGACUGGCAGGUUCUCUCAGUGACGACCCACGUUUUCCCAAGGGGGCGUGGCCUCCUCCGUCCCUCUGCGCCUCCUGCCACGACGAGGAGCGCGGCCUGCAUGCCUUCAACCGCCAACAAGUUCUUCAAUUCCUGCUCCACCACUACAGCGACGCCAACCUUUCCCACAAGUACACUGUGGAAGCAGACGUCAACCUGGAACAGGUUAACGUAGGACAAGAGCAGGUGGCAAGCAAGGAACUAGGGCAUAAGGAGGUAGGAAGCGAGAAGGUAGGUGAGAAUGACGUGAACAAGAACUUGAGUGAGGAUAACGGCCAGGUCUUUCCCGGCCUUAUUAAAGACCAUAGCAAGAACGAAAACGGCUUAAAUAUGGAUGGUAGCAAGAACGUAAACGGAUUAAAUAAGGCGGAUAUCAAGAACUUAGUGGACAAGCUGGUCGGCCAUUUGAAGCCAGAAGAGGGCGCAGUGGUGGAGGAGGGGGAGAAGACUGGGUCAAGCGGGGACCAUGCCAACCGGACCCUGGCUCUGGGCUUCACCAGCGUGGACAUGAGCCUGUGUCUGCUGCUGUACGUGGGCUCCUGCGUCUUCCUCAUGUUGCUAUUCUUCUUCUUCAGAGUGCGAUCGCGGCGGUGGAGGCUGCGACCGCCCAAGCUCGCCGUCUGA
This is a messenger RNA of Knipowitschia caucasica, 2154 nucleotides long. Lineage: Eukaryota; Metazoa; Chordata; Actinopteri; Gobiiformes; Gobiidae. The record is from the annotation of a GenBank genome assembly.